Molecule: messenger RNA, 840 nt
Organism: Rhodamnia argentea
Lineage: Eukaryota; Viridiplantae; Streptophyta; Magnoliopsida; Myrtales; Myrtaceae
Product: putative RING-H2 finger protein ATL12
Exons: 1
Coding region: 1-840 (279 amino acids)
Source: RefSeq, a predicted model, not a curated record
AUGAGGGCUUUAGCAGUGCUUGUAAUGACUCUUUCCUUGAUAAACCAUGCGAAAUCACAAGAAAAUUCUGAUUCCGGUUCCAAAUUCCCCCACCCAAACUCUAGUCCGGUGUUCAUUGCAGGAGUCCUCUCUGUGGUGUUCACUGCGAUUCUUCUUGUUUUCCUCUAUGUAAAGUUUCUUCACCGACUUCCGCUCGAGCUCCUGAGGCAUGAAAACUCCAACUCCACUGGAGUUCAGUUGAGAUCUUCAGGGUUCGAGAAAAGUGCAAUCGACGCCCUCCCUUUCUUCAGGUUUUCCUCGUUGCGAGGAUCAAAAAAGGGCCUAGAGUGCUCGAUUUGCCUAUCGAAGUUCCGAGAUAUCGAACUCCUCCGUCUGUUGCCUAAGUGCAAGCACGCAUUUCACACGGCUUGCAUUGACCAGUGGCUGGAAAGCAACUCCAGCUGCCCCUUAUGCCGAUACCCCUAUGAUCUGAGAGAGCUCAUGCAUUCUGCUAAUUCAGAGAGCAUGAGAUUCGGUGAAUGUUCUUCUAACUUGUCGGAGAAUCCUGGCCUCAAAGUCUUUGUUCAGAGAGAACAGGAUGAUCAGGAAACAACGAGGCUCAGCCUCGGAAGCAGGACCCGCGAUUUUAGCGAAAGCAACAGAGAUGGUCAUCCAAAUUCCUUUCACAAGUUUAAGCAUAAGAUCAUCCUCUCUGACAUGACUAUCAGGAACAGAUGGAGUGAUGUUAAAUCUUCAGAUUUGCUGUUCCUCAGCUCGGAGAUGCUUCGUUAUUCAUCAAGUGAGAGAUUUUCGCCCACGGAGUCGAGCGAUGGAGGAGCUGACCGAAACAAAAUAAGCUGA